Molecule: messenger RNA, 441 nt
Organism: Monoraphidium neglectum
Lineage: Eukaryota; Viridiplantae; Chlorophyta; Chlorophyceae; Sphaeropleales; Selenastraceae
Exons: 2
Coding region: 1-441 (146 amino acids)
Biological process (GO): protein phosphorylation
Molecular function (GO): ATP binding; protein kinase activity
Source: RefSeq, a predicted model, not a curated record
AUGCUCGCUGGCCGCUACCCCUUCCCGCGCCCCACCACUGCGGACGGCGUCGGCGCCAUGGUGCGCCUGAUGGCGGCCUGCCAGUACGAGGUGCCCGAGUUCCUCGGCCUGAGCGAGGGGUGCAAGGGGCUGCUGAGGCGGCUGCUGGAGCCGGAUCCUGCUGCAAGAAUCGGACUUGAGGAUGUCAUGCAGGACCCCUGGUUCAUCAGCCACCUGCCGCCGGGCGCCCACACCAUGAACUCCCGCGCCCUCGAGUCCGACGCGUCCCCCGACGCGGCCGCCGCCCGCGCGGCCUCGGAAGCCCGCAUCCGCUCGAUCGUCGCCGCGGCGGUGGCGGGGCCCGGGCCGCAGGGGUGCUCCUGGGACGGGUUCAGCCCAGAGGGGCAGCCUCAUGAGUUGGGUGCCAGCGUGGGCCCAAGCGAGGGCCAGGUGGGCGCGUGA